Pungitius pungitius (ninespine stickleback) is the source of this 855-nucleotide messenger RNA. Its product is annotated as protein C19orf12 homolog. The coding region runs from base 156 to 581 and encodes 141 amino acids. NCBI's taxonomy places the organism in Eukaryota, Metazoa, Chordata, Actinopteri, Perciformes, Gasterosteidae. The record is from RefSeq and is a predicted model, not a curated record. The transcript has 3 exons.
CAUCAUUAGAGUUUCUCCCAUCAGGCAUUGCGGUAACGGUCACGCAAGCUCAGAAAUCAGGAGCUGCCGACCAGUGAGCAAAGUUGAUAAUAAUAAUAAUAGCAUCAUAGCAUAAGCCUUACACAUUUCAAUGAGGAUUUCAUGAGGCAGCAAGUAUGUGUCAUCGAGUUGAUGAUGUCAUGAGGCUGUGUUGUGAGUUAUCUGCCAAUCAGCAAAUCCAGACCACAGUGAAAGGCUCAGGGAAGGGAGCAGCAGCAGCUGGGGGGCUGGCCUUCGCCGGAGGGUUAAUCGGGGGACCUCUUGGUAUCGCAGUCGGCGGCGCUGUCGGGGGCCUCCUGGGCUGCUGGAUGACCAGUGGACAGUUCAAGCCGCUGCCUCAGAUCAUAAUGGAGCUCAGUCCUCAGCAGCAGCAGAAGCUCUAUGACGGUCUUAUGGCGGUCCUGGGAGACGUUCAGUGGACAGAUUUGGCUCAGCUAACUGCUCUGGUGAUGGGCAACACCACCCUGAAGCAGCAGCUUACGGCGACCCUUCUCGGGUAUGUCUCCAAAGAGCUCCAGGGGCAGGUGCACUACGUGGAUUAGUGUCUGCGGACCCUGAUUCAGGGAUUCAGAAGAUAUGAGAGUCAACUGUUUUUUUAUCAUGCUGGAGAGACUCUUUAUCAAAUGUGCAAUCAAAUAUUGUAAACUUGACUGAGUAAUAGUAUUAUUGUGAAAACAGAUGGAUAACUGGAUUAAUUUAUUAUGGGAAAUACACUCCUCAGAUGAUGAAAUUAUUCAUCCACUACAGUUUGAAAUAUUUUAAUUUGAUGGUAAUCUAAGUUUCAUAUCAAUGAAAUAAAAAGUUUGGUGUGUUUCA